This is a messenger RNA of Lucilia cuprina (Australian sheep blowfly), 716 nucleotides long. It is a transcript of the gene Dhfr, whose product is annotated as dihydrofolate reductase. Gene Ontology annotation, biological process: dihydrofolate metabolic process; tetrahydrofolate biosynthetic process; folic acid metabolic process. NCBI's taxonomy places the organism in Eukaryota, Metazoa, Arthropoda, Insecta, Diptera, Calliphoridae. Bases 108 to 671 code for a protein of 187 amino acids. The record is from RefSeq and is a predicted model, not a curated record. The transcript is spliced from 2 exons. Gene Ontology annotation, cellular component: mitochondrion. Gene Ontology annotation, molecular function: dihydrofolate reductase activity; NADP binding.
UCAAAACAAAGAGAUAAGAAAAGUAAAAGGUGACUGACAACAUUUAUAAAUUUCCAGUUGAAUGCAUUGAUUUCAGGUGAAAAGUGUAAAGAAAAAGUUCUUUAAAAAUGUUAAAAUUUAGUUUAAUAGUGGCGGUAUGUGAAAAUUUGGGCAUUGGCAUAAAUGGUAACCUGCCCUGGAGGUUAAAAUCAGAGCUGAAAUAUUUUGGUGACACUACAAAACGUGUUAAGGAUGCUAGUAAACGUAAUGUGGCCAUAAUGGGACGUAAAACCUACUUCGGUAUACCCGAGUCCAAACGACCCCUUCCCCAACGUUUGAAUAUUGUUUUAAGCACAACUUUAAAACCAACAGAUCUUCCACCAGAUGUACUGUUAUAUCCAAAUCUGGAAUCGGCCAUGAAAAUGUUGGAAGAAGAUGAAAAACUAAAACAAGAAAUCGAAACCGUUUGGAUUGUAGGCGGCAGUGGUGUUUAUGCUGAAGCUAUGGCUUCACCACGUUGUCAUCGUUUGUAUUUGACAAAAGUUUAUGCAGAAUUUGAAUGUGAUACGUUUUUCCCUAAAAUUCCCGAAGACUUUAAAGAAGUUGAAUUGGAUGCCGAGACACCGCGAGGCAUGCAAGAAGAAAACAAUAUUAAAUAUGAAUAUAAAAUAUUAGAAAAACAGUCGGCUUAAAGCAAUUAAUAAACAAAUUAUUUUUUUUUUAUAAAUACAACAGAA